Messenger RNA from Arabis nemorensis, 2247 nucleotides. NCBI's taxonomy places the organism in Eukaryota, Viridiplantae, Streptophyta, Magnoliopsida, Brassicales, Brassicaceae. The record is from the annotation of a GenBank genome assembly.
AUGAGACUCAAGGCAGAUUCAUUUGUGUACAGAUCCAAUUUCGCUCUUGAAUUUAACGCUGAUCGGAAGGUACCGGAGAUCGGAUCGGCGGCGAUGGAUGGUGGCGAUGAUAUGGACUCUCUCUUCGAGGGGAUGGAACUUUUUACGCCGUCUCAAAUCGCCGUAACCAGCGAGGACACGGCAAUUUCGCCGCCUCGAUCGGAAGAUAACGAAAGAAAGACACACAUCACGGCGGCUCCAUCUCCAGCUCCGUCAGAGCCUGAGCCUUUGGACGAAAAUCUGUUUUCGGACUUAACGAUAGUGAGUCCGGUCCAACACUUACCUCAGCCCAUCGAUGCAGUGUCUUCUUCCUCGGAGACCUCGACGACGGCGAAGAAUUACGGACGUCAAGUGUCUCGGAGGAAGAAAAGAGCCGCCGGAUUAAGAAUCGGAUACGGGAGGCACGAGAUUAACAGUCUCGACGAAGACGAAGAUGAUUCCGUCAGUCAACAAUCGGAUUCCGUCAGUCAACUACCUGAUUCCGUCAGCCAAGUGUCUGAUUCCGUCAGUCAAGUGUCGGAUUCCGUUGAUCAGUCUUUGGAGUCUGGAGUUGGUAGCUCAAGGUUGGAGUUAGUGAAGGCUCAGAUCGAAGGGAAGCUAACCCGUGCUCUUGAAAUGGCCGCUUCGGUUGCAGCUGCUCGCAAGAAUGCGAUCAGGAAGAGAAGGCAAGCAUCUGAGAAUCUCAGAUUAGCUUCCGCAACGCACGACGAGCUCGAGAAGCAGCUUGAGGAAGCAAUUGAGGCUGAGGAUUUUGAUGCGGCUGAGAGGAUUAGCGAAAGCCUCGCGGCUGCGGAAAGAGAUAAGCAAGCUCUCAUGGCAUUGCUCCGUCAAGCAGAAUCUGAUUGUGACGCUAUUGAAACGAAGAUGGAGGAGGUCCUUCUUGCCCAGAUUUCCGCUGAGGAAGACUCUGCCUCUCUGCUUCGUGGGUUUUGCACGGAUGCUGAGAGUGACGCUGAAUCAAUUCUAGAGAAGGCAGAGGCUUUUUGUUCAGAGGAAAUGGGGAAAUGGCAAUCAUGUUCUGAAGAUGUGGAGGUCAGAAAAUUCGAAUUGGAUAUAGAAUCUGUCAUAGUUGAUAGUGUUCUGUUGUCAUUGAAUGGUACUCUUGAGGGAUCGGUUGAACAAGAGAUGAAAGAAAAGGAGACGUUAGUUAAGAAGAAAGAACAUUUGGCAGAUGAACUUCAGGAGCUGCUUGCUCUGGUGAAGGCAAAGGAGAAGGAGAUUGAUGAGAACGAUCUCCAAAUAAAGGCAGUCCAGACAAGGAUUAAUAGUGUAGUCUCUGGCUACAAGGAAUUGCAAACAAGCAUGGAUAAAAUGUCUAACGAUGUGCAAACGGGUCUCUCUCAGAUUGAUAUGGAAACUGAAGCUUUAUCAACGAAAAAGAAAGAAACGGACGAGUUCAUUGCAUCUGAGAAGGAGAGAGCAGCCAAACUCCGUGAUCUUGUCAGUGUUUCAGCAGAUGAAGCAUUUGAGUAUGAGAAAGUUAUUAAAUUGCGGAAAACUCUAAUGUCAUAUGUGUCAAAAACUAGAGAAGAGAGAGCCAAGCUUGUAAAUAUCGAAGAGAAGCUUUCCGAGGAAGUCCAGAGGCUACAAGAGGAGGUUUCCAGUACCCGAGAGUCAAUUAAGGAGCAAUCUUCUAGAAAGUCGAUCAUCCAGCAGAAUAUUACAUCGUUCAUGGAUAAAAUUAUGUUCAUAGAAAAAAGGUUGCCAGAGCUUGAAGCAGAGAAGAAAGUGGCUGCCUCGACGAGAAAUUUCAAAGAAGCUGGAAGAAUAGCAGGAGAAGUGAAGUCCUUAAAUCUAGAAAAGGAGAAGAUACAGAUUGAAACAGGAAAAGCUAACUCUGAGCUCGAAAAAGCAGAGCAUGAGAUUGAAGAAACGAUCAAGAGGUUACAAGAGCUAGAGAGGUUGAUAUUGUCAAAAGAAAAAGAAUUGUCUAUCAGUAGAUUCCAGAGAUUGCGGAUUGACAGCAGCACUGCAAAAGCCGAGAGAUCAGCAGCUCUGGAACUGAGUGAACUCGAAGAAGCAAAUCUUCUACUUGAGGAAGCACAAGAGGCAGAAUCCGAGGCAGAGAAGCUUCAACUAACAUGCGAUCUCAAGGAGGAGGAAGAAGAAGAGGCAAAAUCUUAUGAAAGUUUUGUCUCGAUGGAACUUAUAGCCACACUUGGUCUAAAAAAAUUAGAAGAACUUGCAGAAACUGUUCAAUCAACUUGA